CAGAUGCCGUGGAGACUUUGCCUAUUAUUCGCUGACAAUGGAUUUUAGCGUUAAGAAACUAGCUUCGGAUGCUGGAGUCUUCUUCUCUCGAGCUGUCCAAUUCACUGAAGAGAAGCUAGGCCAGGCAGAAAAGACAGAGUUGGACGCCCACUUUGAGAAUCUACUGGCCCGUGCCGACAGCACCAAGAACUGGACAGAGAAGAUCUUCAGACAGACAGAAGUUCUGUUACAGCCAAACCCAAGUGCCAGAAUUGAGGAGUUCCUAUAUGAGAAGCUAGACCGGAAAGUUCCGCCCAGACCCACCAAUGGAGAGAUACUGGCACAGUAUAUGUUGGAGGCAGCCAAAGAUUUUGGACCGGGAACACCAUAUGGGAGUACCUUAAUCAAAGUUGGUGACUGCCAAAGACGCCUAGGGAAUGCAGAGCGGGAGUUUCUGCAGACCUCAGCCAUCAGCUUCCUCACACCCCUGCGGAACUUUCUGGAAGGAGACUGGAGGACCAUAUCAAAAGAGAGAAGACUCCUGGAGAACCGCCGUUUGGACCUGGAUGCCUGCAAAGCCCGCCUGAAGAAAGCCAAAGCAGCGGAGGCCAAAGCCGCAUGUGAGAAAGAAGCAACGCCAGAUUUCCAGGAGACUCGACCUCGUAAUUAUGUCCUGUCUGCCAGUGCAUCUGCGCUGUGGACUGAAGAAGUGGACAAAGCUGAGCAGGAGUUGCGCGUGGCUCAAACUGAGUUUGACAGACAGGCGGAGAUUACGCGACUGCUGCUGGAGGGAAUCGGAAGCACUCACAUGAAUCAUCUGCGAUGCUUACAUGAAUUUGUGGAGGCCCAGGCUGCGUACUACAACCAGUGUCACCAGUACAUGUUAGAGCUGCAGAAGGAACUGGGCAGCUCCAGCAAAAUAUUUUUAUGGAUAAAUUCACUAUUCCCCCCCCCCUGCAGCCACCCCAAAACAUUUGGCGCAAACCUCGCUGCCUCCGUCGGCCUGCCCGGCGACCCCUCCUCCUCUGAGGCCGUUAACUCCACAUCUCCCAUAGAGGCGGAAGCUCUGCAGAUUGAGGAGGUGCAGCCUCCUGCCAGCGGGACGCGCAAGGCUAAAGUCCUGUAUGAUUAUGAUGCUGCAGACACCAGCGAACUCUCACUGCUGGCAGAUGAGCUCAUUACGGUAUACACUGUGCCAGGAAUGGACUCUGAUUGGCUGAUCGGAGAGAGAGGAAACCAGAAAGGGAAGGUGCCAGUCACGUAUCUGGAGCUGUUGAGCUAAAGAGGCUACA
Messenger RNA from Chanos chanos (milkfish), 1271 nucleotides. It is a transcript of the gene sh3glb2a, whose product is annotated as SH3-domain GRB2-like endophilin B2a. Gene Ontology annotation, molecular function: protein binding. The record is from RefSeq and is a predicted model, not a curated record. Gene Ontology annotation, cellular component: cytoplasm; membrane. Bases 38 to 1261 code for a protein of 407 amino acids. Lineage: Eukaryota; Metazoa; Chordata; Actinopteri; Gonorynchiformes; Chanidae. The transcript is spliced from 12 exons. Gene Ontology annotation, biological process: membrane organization.